ACACACACACACACACACACACACACACACACACACACACACACACACACACACACACACACACACACACACACACACACACACACACACACACACACACACACACACACACAAUCCUUGCCUCCCACGCUCCUCAUCCGCAUCCAGACCCAGACCCUCGGACCUGCUCAGCCCUUUCUCCCCGGUGCUGAGUUCUGACCACAUAAAAGUGGGAAUCUUUUCAUGACAUUCGAUCAGAGAUCCGGGUGAUUUAUUUCACGGUCACAAACUGUUUAUGCCGCUGCCAUCCAGGAAACGGUACAGGAAUAUCAAGGCGACAACCACCAGACUGUAACUUGAGGGUGUGGUUGCUUCACUUCUCUUCCUCCUGGCACUUGUGCCAUGCAGGAAGUGUAACCCUCCACCUUCUCAUUCCAUAUUAUAUUCUGAUGCAAGUCAAGAUGUCAGAAGACGAUUCCUCACUGCCACCAGACCCGCCGUUACCUGUGACUUCCCCACGCACUCCUGUGCAGCUCUCCUUCCCCUUCCUGAGGGAAGGCAGCCGUGUUUGGGAACGGGAAAGGAAGCCACCACAGCCUGGAGAGCUGCCCAGCCCACUGCCCACCAAACGCACCCGCACAUACUCAGCGACAGUACGAGCCAGAUCAGGUCCUGUAUUUAAAGGGGUGUGUAAAAACUUCUCCAGGUCUCAGGGUCACGGAUUCAUUCGUCCUUCUCGUGGAGGAGAGGACAUCUUCGUACACAUUUCUGACAUUGAAGGGGAGUAUGUGCCAAUGGAAGGAGAUGAAGUCACAUACAAGGUCUGCCCCGUUCCUCCCAAGAACCAGAAGGUCCAGGCUGUCGAGGUGGUCAUCACCCACCUAAACCCGGGCACCAAGCACGAGACCUGGUCAGGUCAGAUCAUGAGCUCCUAGAUGAGUAAUCCACUCAGCUCAACUUCAGAAGUUAAGGGAUUAAUAUAUUUUAUUUUAGGCUUUUCAGUUUUUUUUUGUGGUUCGAGGAAUGGGGCCAGGUCUGGGUUACUGGGAGGGAAUCUGAGCUUGCUUGCGUACUAAAUAGCAGCCAAUAGACAGUAUGGUACUUGCUAGCUUUGAAUGUACAGGCAGAAUGUUUUUCUGUGAAGGUUUGGAAAGUCAAGAGGCAAAGACGUGGUGUCGGCAUUCAUGCCUUCACCCAAUGGCAAGUCAAUAGAUGUUGCGUCUGUGAUGUCAUGGUUGAGCUGGGUUUUCAGCUACAAGAGGCUGAAAUGUGUUCAGAUCAAACUGGAAAAUGCUGCCAUACUGGUUCUUAGUGUGCCUAAAUGACCUCCAGUUUGAUGGAAGUCUCAGGUUUACUCCCAAACUCUCAGUAGCUAGGUAGCAAAUGCUGCCAAAAUCUGAAAAUGUACGAAACUUACAUGAUGUCCAUGUUUCAUCAUUUUCUUAUUGUGUUUACAGCAUCAUGGACGGACAUAGUUUUCUCUAAGUUUACAUCAGUUUGACGUUACAGGAACAACUUAUCUGAUCCUACUUAAAGUCCAGUUUUUAAUUUGUUCUAAGGUAUUUAGGUUUUAAGAUCUUAGGACAGUGCUCCUUCUUAGUAUUGUAGCAUCUACAGUUUUUGUGCAAGAAUCAGGAUUUACUGUAGCUAUCUCCUAAGACAGCCGUAGGUUUCGGUGGUUGAGUUGGUGUAGAGACUUUGUGCAGGCUUGCCACUGGAGAAGGCCAGUGGGUUUUAGGGAAAGAGGUAGAAAUCAGGAGAGAACAGGAAUGGGGCAGAGGAUGGAGUGAUGAUUAAUCUUCAUUGGUGCAGAGAGGCAGGAGGGCCAGGUUUUCAGUCAGCAGCUGAGAAUCUGAUUGCGAGACGUUUGAUUAGUCAACAGAUUUAGCUUUUUAGAAAAAUAUCUCAUCAGUGUAGUAUAACAGAAGUGAUGGCUAGUUAGCUUAGUAGCCUGGUGUGAUUUUACAAGGGCACAUUUCAUUCAUUAGGGUAUUCUUUUAAGUGUCUUAGGUGUUGUAAACCUAUAAGCCUGUAUCAGAGGGGUUCAUCUUUUUUAUGCCACAGUUUCUAUCUAAUCAGUGUUUGGUGGUUGGUACGGUUCAACUGUCAACACACUGCAAAUGAUCCUAGCAUCCAAAACAAUGAGAUUCAAGGCACGGAGGUUUGAUGCAAUACAAGCAAAGAUGUAAUUCUAUGCAAGUGCGUAAGAUAAAUUAUUUUAAUUUAACAAAAAAUAAGACAUUUCACAAACAGACCUUGUCACAAUCUUUAUUAGACCUUUCUUAUGAUUUGCAUUCAGAGCAACAACACAGCAUUUCAGUUAUUUAACAUGAUUUUCUGCAGCAAUGUGUUAAAAAGAAGAACUGACAUUUUAUUAGAUGAUAAACUCCCAGGAUGUUUUUGUAAACUUGGAACAGCAGAGUAAGCUUUUUAAGCCUUUACAACAACAAACACACGGUUAAGCUAACAAAGCAGCUAAAUGUAGCUAAUCUUGAACAAAUCUCACAAAAUUUUCAUUCAUUUAAAGGGGCAUUAUGGAAGUUUGACAGCCAAAACAUGUAUAGAAAUAAUACAUUUCUUCUUCAUACAUUCUCCUGCAAUGCCCUGGUCCUGUAGAAUGAGCCCUGGCAUUUUUACUGUGAUUGCCUGUUUUUCUGUAAAAUCACAGAAAAAGAGAGCUGCUCGGGUCGAGCAGGCUGCUUCACGCACGUUCACGCUCAGGCAUAGCCCGUAGCAUUUGCUAUCCGUAGCUUUAGCGGCAGAGAGCGAGGCAGUGCCACUUUGUCGCUGUUCCUAACGCCUAGUGACAAAGCUAGCUACAUUUCUGAGGACCCUUAGCUACUUUCUUCUAGAUAGUUCCUGCAAAUUAGCAACAAAAUAGCCAUUUUCGCUCUGAACCGUUCUUUGAGCGUUGUUUCAGGUGUCAUCAAGGAUAUAAAUGUUACAGAUACAAAGCACAUCACUAGUGCUUUAGCUCACCUAGUUAAACGUUGGACUCCCGUGCAGAAGACCUGGGUUUGAUUCUGGAUGUGAACAUAGUGAGUUUCUUUUUUUACAUUAAUGGUAUAUUUUUUUUACAGUAAGAUGCCCAAAUUUUUAUUUGAGACUCGCCGAUCGGCAUUGAAUUCACAGAUAAAAAAGAUGUGGGUUCAACUUUCAUUUUGGAACAAUUUUUCAAGCAAGGGAAGGGAAUGAUCUGAGCAUGCAGGAGGACUGACCCAUCUGCACGAGCCUACUAUUGAAGCUGCCGUUACGCUUUUGGCCUGAGGGGGCAAUCGCGAGAAUAAAAAUUCAAAACUCCGUAAAGUCCCUUUAAAAAAGAAAAUCAUGAACCAAAAAGGACCACUUGUUUCUGUAUUUUACCUUAGCAGUGAUCGCUGUAACUAGCUACAAACAGACUUUUACUUUUAACUCACAGUUCAGUUAAAAUGACCUUUUGAAAUAUGUCAAAUCUUAGAAAGUGUUAAUUUUAGGUGAGGAGAUGAACAUGCGUUAAGUUUCUUCUGUUAUUUAGCUAAAGACUUUGAAGAGCAGGGAAAACGCUUCCAGAUGUAAGUUAAAACACUAUUUAUUGACUUAUUUAUUUUCAUUUUUAUCUUUGAAAAUGUCAAGUGUUUAGCAGUGAAAUGCUGUAUUUCUGUGUAUUUGUGCAAACCGACGCCUGCACACUUCGCUCUGAUGAUCCUACCCUGCUGCUGUCAUGUCCUCAUUAACAUGCAGAAACGUUUCAAAAUAUCACCAGUUUCUAACUUUUACUUCUUUAUUUUGUCUAAUUUUCAGUAAGUAAUUCAUGUUUUAGAUAAAACUCUGAUUUGUUGUAAUGGAAAUUGGUUUGUUGUUUAUUGUUGUAGCCUUUAUUGUGUAGAACGUGUUGAUUCAAUGUCAUCAUGCAGUAAAACAGCUGAACCCUUCAGAGAGAGAGAGGUGUUGUCACAUCUAUGCAUCUUUAAUUUCUCUUCAUUACUAAUUAUAGUAACGCACUGUAUUUAGUUUCCUAACUGAGGAAAUACUUCUGUUUUUUUGUGAGCACUUUUGUUUUUGUCACAUCACUGACACUUGUCUUUCCUUGUUUAAAAGUUUAAAUAAAGUUUUGAAUAAAAUGAA
Molecule: messenger RNA, 4083 nt
Organism: Nothobranchius furzeri (turquoise killifish)
Lineage: Eukaryota; Metazoa; Chordata; Actinopteri; Cyprinodontiformes; Nothobranchiidae
Gene: csdc2a
Product: cold shock domain containing C2, RNA binding a
Biological process (GO): regulation of mRNA stability
Cellular component (GO): cytoplasm
Molecular function (GO): mRNA 3'-UTR binding
Source: RefSeq, a predicted model, not a curated record